AUGUCGAAGCAGCAUAAAUCACUCGGCAGCGAUGAAGAAAGCUCGUCAAGGCAGAUAAAGAGGAGAAAGAUGGAUUAUUCGUCUGAUUUGACUUAUGACGACUACUCUGUUGGGUGGCUGUGUGCACUGUCGAAAGAACAAACCGCAGCGAUUGCUAUGUUGGAUGAAGAACACCCAGUUCUUUCCAAGCCCCCUAAUGAUCCCAAUACAUACACUCUUGGCUCGGUUGGCAAACACAAUGUUGUCAUAGCCUGUCUCCCAAGUGGCAGGAUCGGUAACAACUCAUCAGCAACUGCCGCAAGCUGGAUGUUCUCCACUUUCCGGUCCAUCGAAUUUGGGGUUAUGGUGGGUAUUGGCGGCGGAAUACCACCUCAAGUUAGGCUCGGUGAUGUUGUAGUCAGUACGCCAACGAAUGAGUAUCCUGGGGUGGUUCAAUGGGAUAUGGGCAAAGCGCAAGGACACGGCACAUUCAAGCGGAUCGGGUCGCUCAACAGCCCGCCCAGCGCCUUGUUGACCGCUUUGGCAAGGCUAGAAACCGAGCAUGAAAUGAAUGGAUCGAAGGCAUCCCAAUAUUUAUAUGACCUGAGGAAAAAAUGGCCAAGGUUGUCAGCAAAGUAUGCACGACCUGAUCUGCUAGAGGAUGUACUUUUCAAACCAGAUUAUCAUCAUGUUACUCGAAAAGAUCCGGGAGACGGUGCUGUACAUUGCGAAUACAAGGAUGAUGAAGAUGGAGAUGAAGCAAGUUGUCGCUUUUGCGAUAAAGCUAUGACAAUAAAGACAAAGGCUAGAGACUCCUGCGUACACUAUGGUCUCAUUGCAUCUGGUAACCAGGUCAUCAAAGAUGCCAUAUUUCGAGAUAAAGUUAACAAGGCCCUGGGUGGCAGUGUCCGUUGCGUCGAGAUGGAAGCAGCUGGACUGAUGAAUGACAAGCCUUGGAUUGUCAUAAGAGGGAUCUGCGACUACGCUGACUCCCACAAGAACAAAAAAUGGCAGGAAUAUGCAGCAGCAAUGGCUGCGGCAUUCGCUAAGGAAUUACUCUCAGUGGUGUCAGUCAAAGAAAUUCGUAGAAUGCCUGUGGUUGAAGAGUCUUUUGCUGUUAGUUUCGCCUUGCCCGAAGCACCACUAGCCGACAGUUUUGUUGGUAGAGAAGAUGAACUUGCAUUAAUGGCCAAAGAUCUCCAGAGCAGUAAUGCUCGCCAGGCUGUAGUGUUACAUGGCCUAGGUGGAAUAGGCAAGACACAAAUUGCUUCCACCUAUGCAAGGCGAUAUCGAGAUUACUAUUCAGCCGUAUUCUGGCUUGACUGCAGAGAUAUUAAUACACUGAAGAAAAGCUUCUUGAACGCCACAGAUCGCAUACUUCGCGAUCACCCUUCAUUGCCGCACCUCAAAAGUAUAUCCAAAACUAAGAAUGUCGAUGAAGCCGUCGAUAUCGUCAAAGAAUGGCUCAAUUCCGCAAAUAACAAGAAGUGGCUUCUUAUAUAUGACAACCUCGACAACCCAAAGCUGCCAGGAAAUGACGAUCCCCAAUCCCUCGCCCUUGGCACGUUUCUACCAACAGUCGAACAUGGUGCUAUCAUUAUAACUACCAGGUCAUCACACCUCAAAGCUGGCAAACAGAUUCAUGUUCAAAAGUUUCGUGAAACUAGACAAAGCCUGCAAGUUCUCUCCCUUACAUCGCAACGAGACAACUUGGAAAAUGAUGCCCAUGCUCGAGAGUUAGCUCAUCAGCUAGACGGACUCCCACUUGCCCUUGCCGCAGCUGGGGCAUAUCUUUAUCAAGCCUCAAUGAGUUUCGCCGACUAUCUCUGUUACUACCGCGAAAAAUGGCUCCGCCUACAAGAGAGAACUCCAAGAUUGCCUUCAUACGAGCACACGCUUUAUUCAACAUGGGAUCUCUCACUGGAUCGUCUUAAACAACAGAGUCCAUUGUCCGCAAUUCUACUCCAAUUAUGGGCAUACUUUGAUAAUCAGGACUUAUGGCUCGAGCUUCUAAAGAAUUGCACUGAUGGUGUACCUGAUUGGUAUCAAGAAAUAACAGAAGAUCAAAUAAGCUUCGACAGCACAAUGAGAAUACUUUGUUCGCAUGGGCUAGUUGAGAGUAAUGCCAUCUCCCAUGAAAGGCUUAUGGAGUCCAGCGGAUAUAGCAUGCAUGGCUGUGUACAUGCGUGGACUGUAUAUGUUCUAAACCGCCAAUGGAAUUCUGAAAUGGCACAGCUUGCGGUGACGUGUGUGGGUAGACAUGUACCCUCGAGGCGCAGCUCUGGAUACUGGGCUACGCAGCAACGCCUCAUUCGACAUGCGAACCGGUGUUCUUAUAUAAUAGAGAAAGAAAUUGACAGUUGGAUCAAUGAUGUGUCAAUGUUCGGACAAAUAGAGUCAAUUGGGAGGCUAUACAAAAAUGUUAGCCAGCUACCCAAGGCCGAAAAGUUGCUGAGACUCGUCCUGGAUGCAAAGACAAAAAAUUCUCUAUUUGGCCCUAGUGAUCUCUCAACUCUUAACACCAUGGUUACCUUGGCCGAUUUGUACAGAAAACAUGAAAGGCUAGAUGAUUCCGAAAAAACAUAUUGUCAGGCGCUGCAGGCGCUCCAGGAUCUGUCUCAGGGUUGUGAUUCAUCAAAUCUUGAAAUAGUCCCUGAGAUAAUUGAUCGCCUGGGCAUUGUAUAUUGGAAACAGAAGAGGUUUCAUGAAUCUGAACAAAUGUUCGCGCGUGCUAUACAAGAAAAGGAAAAGAGAUUCGGUAAAGAUGACGACUCAACACUUCACACAACAAAUAACUUUGGCCUUCUGCUCAUGGAUCAAGGGAAGCUCAGUGAUGCGAAGAAGCUAUUCCAACGUUCUUUCGAAGGACAUCAGGAUAGAUUCGGCCCCGAUAAUAUAGCAACACUGAAUGCAUUGAAUAAUUUGGGGCUUCUAUGCACUCGUCAAGGCAACUUCAAAGAAGCUGAAAAGUUGCUUAAACAAGCAUUGGAAGGCUUCGAGAAAAUAUGCAGCGGCGAGGAAAUUUCACUACUCGAAGCCGUUGACAACCUGGGCGAGCUUUACGCCAAGUCAGGAAGACGAGAUGAAGCUGAGACGAUGUACGAGCGAGCGUUGGAAGGAUUUAAAAACAUUUUUGGUUCAUUGCAUGGCAGAUGUCAGGAGGUCAUGAAGAUCCUUGCGGAAUUAAAACAGGCACGACAUGAAGAAACAUUGGAACCUCAGGCCUCAUCACAAUGA
Penicillium angulare is the source of this 3216-nucleotide messenger RNA. RefSeq lists its product as uncharacterized. The record is from RefSeq and is a predicted model, not a curated record. The coding region runs from base 1 to 3216 and encodes 1071 amino acids. The transcript has 3 exons. Gene Ontology annotation, molecular function: protein binding; ADP binding; catalytic activity. Lineage: Eukaryota; Fungi; Ascomycota; Eurotiomycetes; Eurotiales; Aspergillaceae. Gene Ontology annotation, biological process: nucleoside metabolic process.